Messenger RNA from Mirounga angustirostris (Northern elephant seal), 993 nucleotides. RefSeq names its product folate receptor gamma-like. NCBI's taxonomy places the organism in Eukaryota, Metazoa, Chordata, Mammalia, Carnivora, Phocidae. Gene Ontology annotation, biological process: fusion of sperm to egg plasma membrane involved in single fertilization; sperm-egg recognition; cell adhesion. The transcript has 4 exons. The record is from RefSeq and is a predicted model, not a curated record. Gene Ontology annotation, cellular component: external side of plasma membrane. Gene Ontology annotation, molecular function: signaling receptor activity.
UUCUGGCAAGAACGGAUGGACAUGGCCUGGCCCAUGACACAGUUGCUGCUUCUGGCUUUGGUGGCUGCUGUGGGGGGUGCCCAGCCCAGGACUCCAGGGGCUGGGAUGGACCUGCUCAACGUCUGCAUGGAUGCCAAGCACCAUAAGACAAAGCCAGGCCCCAAGGACAAGCUGCAUGGCCAGUGCACUCCCUGGAAGGAGGCCUGCUGCUCAGCCAGCACCAGCCAGGAGCUGCACAAGAACAUCUCCCUCCUGUACAACUUCACCUUGGACCACUGAGGCAAGAUGGAGCCUGCCUGCAAGCGCCACUUCAUCCAGGACAACUGUCUCUAUGAGUGCUCACCCAACCUGGGGCCCUGGAUCCAGGAGGUGAACCAGAGCUGGCGCAAGGAGCGUUUCCUGCACGUGCCCCUGUGCAAAGAGGACUGCCAGCGAUGGUGGGAGGACUGUCGCACCUCCUACACCUGCAAGAGCAACUGGCACAGGGGCUGGAAAUGGACCUCAGGAAUUAACCAGUGUCCAACCGGGACCACCUGCCGCACAUUUGAGACCUACUUUCCCACGCCUGCAGCCCUGUGUGAGGGCCUCUGGAGUCACUCCUACAAACUCAGCAACUACAGCCGAGGGAGCGGCCGCUGCAUCCAGAUGUGGUUCGACCCGGCCCAGGGCAACCCCAAUGAGGAGGUGGCGAGGUUCUGUGCCCAGGCCAGGAGUGCCAGGGCCCUGCCCCGAGGGCUGGAGCCUCUCCUGCUCAGCCUGGCCCUGAUGCAGCAACUCUGGCUGCUCGGCUGAGCCCCUCCCACUGCACACCUUCCUAGUCUGCACCUGGCCCAGCCCGGGUGACCUGGCCUCAGCUGAGCGCAGCACUCUCAGAUGAGGGGACCUCACAAUGCCCUGGUCAUUGGUUCUUGAUCCAACAUGGGUCAUAUGGGGUUCCUCUGACAGCCUAUUUUAAUAGAUCCAUGUGUAUCUUGUGUCUUGUAAAUAAUUUGG